Molecule: messenger RNA, 1964 nt
Organism: Prosopis cineraria
Lineage: Eukaryota; Viridiplantae; Streptophyta; Magnoliopsida; Fabales; Fabaceae
Product: histone deacetylase 6-like
Exons: 5
Coding region: 1-1293 (430 amino acids)
Molecular function (GO): histone deacetylase activity
Source: RefSeq, a predicted model, not a curated record
AUGGGGGACGGUUCAGCCGGUGGUGCUUCGCUACCGUCGGGUCCCGACGGCAGACAUCGCCGGGUCGUCUACUUCUACGAACCCGAUAUCGGUGACUACGAAUACCGACCCGACCAUCCCAUGAAACCCGUCCGAAUCCGCAUUGCUCACAAUCUCAUUGUCCAAUACAACCUCCCCCGCCACUUCCAAACCGUCCGUCCCUCCCCAGCCACCCUCGAAGACAUCAGACGUUUCCACUCCCACGACUACGUUGAUUUCCUCUCCACCGUCUCGCCCCAGAGCAUCCAAGGCAACACUUGCUACCGUCAGCUCAGGCGCUUCAAUCUCGACCAGGACUGUCCCGUCUUUAACGGCCUAUUCAAUUUCUGUCGGGCCUCCGCCGGUGGCUCCAUUGGUGCUGCCGCAAUAUUGAAUCAUGGCGAUGCUGAUAUUGCCAUCAAUUGGGCCGGCGGAUUGCACCACGCCAAGAAAUGUGAGGCCGCGGGCUUUUGCUACGUCAAUGAUAUCGUCCUCGGCAUUCUCGAGCUUCUCAAAGUUCAUAGGCGUGUUUUAUAUGUGGACAUUGAUGUCCACCAUGGGGAUGGUGUGGAGGAGGCUUUUUACACCACUGAUAGAGUGAUGACCGUGUCUUUUCAUAAGUAUGGGGACGAUUUCUUCCCAGGCACUGGACACUUAUACGACACCGGGUCGGGUCCUGGGAAAAGUUAUGCCCUACAUGUCCCAUUAGGGAAUGGAAUGGACGAUGAGAACUUCAAUGGACUGUUUCGAGUCAUUAUUCAGAAAGUCAUGGAGGUUUAUCAACCUGAUGCUGUUGUUCUACAAUGCGGAGCUGAUUCCUUGUCUGGUGACUUGUUGGGUCCCUUCAACUUGUCUGUAAAAGGCCAUGCAGAUUCGCUUCGUUUCCUCAGAUCAUUCAAUGUUCCUCUCAUGGUUCUCGGUGGGGGAGGAUAUAAAGUUCAGAACGUUGCUCGUUGCUGGUGUUACGAGACAGCAGUAGCAGUUGGAGUGGAACCUGAUAAUAACUUGUCUUACAAUGAUUAUUAUGAUUGUUUUGGCCCAGAUUAUACUCUUCAUGUUGAUCCUCCCUACGCGGAGAACCAAAACGCACCCGAGGAUCUGGAAACGAUAAGGAUCCUGGUACUGGAUCAACUGUCCAAACUUACCCAUGCGCCCAGUGUGCCUUUUCAGACCACACCAUCCACCAGCGAAGUUCCAGAAGAGGAAGAAGACGACUUGGAUAGAAGACCAAAACGUGGCCUUCUGAGUGGUGAAGAUUCCGAUUCAGAUAUAUGAUGAGGAGGAAGUUAAUUCUUAAAGCUAAAAUCGGCCUGCCCAUAUUAAGAGGUACAGAUAGUAAAUAUUACAAGUCCCUUUAUAUAGUAUGAGCAACGUGGCAAUCAUGCUGGAUUCGGGCCUUGUGCAGAUAAUAAACUUUUCCACAACCAUGCAUGUGCAACUUGAUUAUUUUUGGGAUUGUGCCUAUAACAAGUAAACAAUUCAUCCACCUCCCAGUUAAAUCAUGUAUUCAUGUAUAAUUAACCCCCAGGCCUUAGCACUAUUAGAUCAACACUUGAACUGAUUAAUGAACUCAACUUCUGAUCAAUCAAGCACUAGCGGGAAAACCCAUGGUAAAUCAUGGAGCUUCAGAAUUAGAGGAUUGCAAAUCUGCAAUAGAAGAGAACCUUGGCCCGCGACAAAUGAUCAAUUGACAAUUUGAGAGAAAAUGCAAUUUACUUGAUAGUGAUCGUGUGCAAAUGAAUUGGAUUUUUUGUUGUGUUUCAUGUAAAGCCAAGAAAUAUACUCUGUACAUCACGGAUCUUGUAGAUAAGAGGAAAGAAGAGAGAUGCGCGGGAAUGCUUUCUUAGUUUCUUGCUGAGAUGAUGAUGUUUCUGAGUUAACGAGAUCAAAGUACUUCACGCCAGUUUAGAGAAGUUGUUAUUAGGAUUGUUGUAAAAACUGAUCAA